Molecule: messenger RNA, 1125 nt
Organism: Paraglomus occultum
Lineage: Eukaryota; Fungi; Glomeromycota; Glomeromycetes; Paraglomerales; Paraglomeraceae
Source: the annotation of a GenBank genome assembly
AUGGACUCUUCAGGUUCACGAACUGCUACGUUGCCUGGUUUUAAAGAAUACAUUUCCUCAAGGACUCCCAAAACUGCUCAGUUUCAAAGAACAUCUCAACAAAUGUAUGUUCCCCCUCUCUCACCGCGACAUGCUUUCCAGAGCAACUCAUCUCAUCCUGACCUCAUCACUCCGUCCAGGUCUUCUUCCUCACAACAGCCAAUGUACGUCUCCAGGUCUCCUCCAAAGACGUACUCCAACAAUCUGUCUAGAAGUCCGCCCAAGAUGACUGCUCAAUCUCAAACCAGGAAUACGACAACAAAAAAAUCAAAUGGCACAUCCAGGCCUACCCCAAAACCAUUAAACUUGUCUAAAUCUUCUCAGGUUUCCAAUCUUGGCAGGGUUCCUCAGACGGCUACCUUCCCUCCAAAGGUAAAUCGUGCAUUAAAUCUCCCUCAACCCCCCAAAACAGCCACCUUCGCAAAGCAAUCCUCGGGCUUUCCAAAGGAUCUCCGUGUCCCUUUUCGCGUUUCUCAGAUCCUUCCUCAACCUGCGUAUGCAUACAUGUACGAUCAAGUUUAUAUGCAGAGCUUGGAAUCACCCAGACUGCGUAGGUAUAGUGCAUCACCUGCUCCCAUUCGACAUGUGGCGAAUAACUAUCGUCAAUAUGAAAUGGGUUCAGGUACGCCUGUUGUCGUAUUAAGUCAUCCAGACGACUCUGAUUCGCAAGGAUCCUCUCCGCCUACUCCAGGACUUUAUCCGUCGGAAGGAUACCCGAACGCGGAUUUCUGUGAUUUCUAUGGAGUGCCGUACGAAGGCGACGAGUUUGAGGAGAGCCAAUAUGGUUUUUACUAUUACGAUUAUCCACAAGAGUAUCUACCGCAGACACCUACCAGAACAUCGCACACUCCAAGAUCCUCUACUAUGCCGGCUGCUUCAAAAGAUCAGAGGCGUAGAAGCGUUUUUGGUGGACCAAUGAAAGUUCAUCCGGAUACCGUCGUCCCGAUCCGUCAGCCAAAGGGGCCAGACAUGGCGAAGAACUUUGCCACUCGCAUUCGGCGCAAGGCUGCUAGCAAGCUGUUGGCGGCUGCUGCCGAACGUCGUAGCAAGUCGGCUAACGAUAGGAGAAAAUCGGCAAUGUUUUGA